UCUCUGCUUUGACCAGUCUCAUGAGAACUGCGCGGUUUUCUUCCACAGCUUCACUUUGGAUGUUGGCUCUUGUCAUAUCUUUCACUCUGGUUGAAGGUCGACACCGGGUCAUCGGCUCAGGCGAGCCAGUUGUUGCUGCCGUGGGCUCUGAUGCUAUUUUGCCAUGUCGCGUGGAGCCCGAGCUCAACGUGGAGGACAUGACGUUCGAGUGGUCGACACCUGACCCAAAACACCCGCAGACCCAGGUGAUAUUUCUGUAUGUGCACCGGGACCGCAGUGAGUUGACGGCUAUGAAGAAUGCAUUCUUCAAGGACAGGACGACGCUGUCUCUGGAGAAUCUGAAACAUGGGAACAUUUCUUUGAAGAUCCUGAACGUGACACUCAGAGACAUUGGACGAUACAAAUGUUUAGUCCACAGAUUAGAUGGUGAAAAGCAGGAGGGGACUGUUGAACUCAUCAUCGCAUCAUCCUCAAAUAGUUUGACCACAGAGACGCCUCUGCAUCCCACAGAAGUCCAAACUCCAGGUCUGACAAAAGAGGUGGACCAUACUGGUCGUCCUGUUCAGCAUUUCGGUCUAGUCGCCACGCUGGUUGUUUUGCUGCUUUUGGUCGCCGGCAUUGUCGCCACAUUUUUGUUCAAAAUAAAACAUCCAAUGCAACAUGAUGUUAUCAAAAUACCUGCAGUGGACAAAACUACUUCACCUUUCGAUGCCUUGCUCAACUAUUGUUGGAUGGCAUAAACCUCGCCUGGAUUUUUUCAUUGAUUUCUAAUCCAGCAGUGCCCCCUGCAGCUGCAGACGUGAUUGGUAUGAAUGAGAUUUUUGUGACACUACAACAGGAAAAUCGUGCUGACAAAACCUCUCAUCUAAAGUACAAAAGACGUAUCUGCCAUUGAACGUGGGAUAAAGUGGUGAAACAGGACGCAGAGAUCUUUCACACUGUGGGUCACAUUUUCUUGUCUGAACAUUUUUUUUUUUAUUAAAAAAUUCAACCCAGUAAAAGACUACAUUAGCUCUCGGCUGGCCCAGAGAGUGAAAUUUUGUAAUUUUUGUAAUUCUGCAAAAUUUUGUAAGUAUUCGAGGGACCUGAGACUUUGCAAUUUUCCAAAUUACCUCAUAUGUAUUUUGUUUAAAGGUUUCUGUAUAAAAUUGACCAACAGUAAUGUAACUCAUUUACACCUGUAUUACCAUAUUCGCCCAUCAGUGGGCCCAGGGACAAGCAUCAGCACCCCCCC
This is a messenger RNA of Thalassophryne amazonica, 1234 nucleotides long. Its product is annotated as myelin-oligodendrocyte glycoprotein-like. Lineage: Eukaryota; Metazoa; Chordata; Actinopteri; Batrachoidiformes; Batrachoididae. The transcript is spliced from 6 exons. The coding region runs from base 21 to 740 and encodes 239 amino acids. The record is from RefSeq and is a predicted model, not a curated record.